GGCUGGGCUCACACCAGCUGCCUUUCCACCACAGGAGUGCAGAUGCCUGCCCAGCUGGGGCGCAGAGCUCAAGCUGCCCUUAGGGAUGGCUGAAGGAGGGCACACCUGGACACGGCUCCCUCCCUGCCCCUCCAGGCAGGGUGCACCGAGGAGGCUGUCAGGAGAGGAAUGAGCCUGGAGUGAGCGAUCCACCGGCUCUCCGGCACUUGGAGAGCAGCAGCAGGCAAGGAUGGACGUGGUCGACAGCCUUCUCGUGAAUGGGAGCAACGUCGCUCCCCUCUGCGAACUGGGGCUCGACAACGGGACGCUGUUCUGCUUGGAUCAGCCCCGGCGCUCCAAAGAGUGGCAGCCGGCAGUACAGAUUUUCCUGUACUCCUUGAUAUUCCUGCUCAGCGUGCUGGGGAACACGCUGGUCAUCACCGUGCUGAUCCGGAACAAGAGGAUGAGGACCGUCACCAACAUCUUCCUGUUGUCCCUGGCUGUCAGCGACCUCAUGCUCUGCCUCUUCUGCAUGCCCUUCAACCUCAUCCCCAACCUGCUCAAGGAUUUCAUCUUCGGGAGUGCUGUCUGCAAGACCACCACCUACUUCAUGGGCACCUCUGUGAGUGUUUCCACCUUUAAUCUGGUGGCCAUAUCUCUGGAGAGAUAUGGUGCAAUUUGCAGGCCCUUACAGUCCCGCGUUUGGCAGACGAAAUCCCACGCUCUGAAGGUGAUUGCUGCUACCUGGUGCCUCUCCUUUACCAUCAUGACUCCGUACCCCAUUUAUAGCAACUUGGUGCCUUUUACCAAAAAUAACAACCAGACCGCAAAUAUGUGCCGCUUCCUACUGCCAAAUGAUGUUAUGCAGCAGUCCUGGCACACGUUCCUGCUGCUCAUCCUGUUUCUUAUUCCUGGAAUUGUGAUGAUGGUGGCAUACGGAUUAAUCUCUUUGGAACUCUAUCAAGGAAUAAAAUUUGAUGCUAGCCAGAAGAAAUCUGCUAAAGAGAGGAAACCGAGCACGGGCAGUGGCAGCCGAUUCGAGGACAGCGACGGCUGCUACCUGCAGAAGUCCCGGUCCCCGAGGAGGCUGGAGCUCCAGCAGCUGUCCACCCGCAGCGGCAGCGGCAGGCUCCACCGCGUCCGGAGCAGCAGCUCGGCCGCCAACCUGAUGGCCAAGAAGCGGGUCAUCCGCAUGCUCAUGGUCAUCGUGGUCCUCUUCUUCCUGUGCUGGAUGCCCAUCUUCAGCGCCAACGCCUGGCGGGCCUAUGACACCACCUCUGCCGAGCGCCACCUCUCAGGGACCCCCAUCUCCUUCAUCCUCCUGCUCUCCUACACCUCCUCCUGUGUGAACCCCAUCAUCUACUGCUUCAUGAACAAACGGUUCCGCCUCGGCUUCAUGGCCACCUUUCCCUGCUGCCCCAACCCGGGGCCCCCGGGGGCGAGAGGAGAGGUGGGAGAGGAGGAGGAAGGCAGGACCUCGGGGGCGUCCCUGUCCAGGUACUCCUACAGCCACAUGAGCGCCUCUGCUGCACCCCGGUGAGCGGCCCGCCCUCCACUGCCCUGGAAGGAGGGGGCCAGGGAGCGGGAGGAGGAGGGAAGUGCAGCAGGCAGGCCCCAUGUCCUAUGGAAGCCUUCCCUGGAUGCUUUUCAUCCUUCCUCCAGUUCCAGAAGGAGAUGCACUGGCGGGGGAGGGGGACCCUGACUUGGUUUCCAGUUAGGUCAAGGCAAGACAUUCCCAGUAACAUUCACCAUCAGAAAGCCUCAGCAAGCUGGUGGGAGUCCCCCAGGUUCAGGCUGCAAAUGUAAUUACCAAGCACCUGUUCAAAGUGGAGAUUCAGACCCUGCUGAGCUUCAGAAGGUUCUGGAACACCCAAGGUGGGUUCUUGCUUCUGGUAGUGAUACUUCUAUUCUCUGUUUCUUCUGCUACUGAAGAGCGGUGAAAGCUCCUUGCCCCCAGGGAGUACCCUGGGCUUUCACUACAUACAGUAACCUCCACCAAGAGAAGAAAGCAGACCUCCUCUGACCAUUUUUGUAGGAAGAGAACAAUAUGAUUUUUUUUUUUUUCAUCUUGAAGUUACUCAGGACAGAGGCCCAUGUUGUCAUCAGAGGAGCAAAAAGAAUGUUUUCUGAAACACAGAAUUCAGAGCUCAUGUUUCCACAAAGAGAAGAGAGUACAAGGAAAUAGCCAGAUGGAAUGUGAUCUUACCAUACAGAAUGUUGAGCAGCAGAAGGUGCAUAGGAUGUUUUUGCUACUUUCGUGAUAUAGAUUGCUUAACUUCUCCUUUAUGUGGUAAUUUAACAUCAUAAUUUCUUUGCCUUCACUAAUUUUUCAUAUUCAUCUACACUUCCUCUUCCAGAAAGACUUUCCAGGUACAGGAGAAUUGUAAGGCCAAGGGUAAAAAUGUCUAUAGUCAAGCCCCCAAAGCAGACUCAUCAUAAUUGGAGGUAGUCAGCAAACAGCUUUUGAAUGCCAACACUGUCUAUGUUUCUAAAUGCAACUUGCUAAUAACCAGUUAAUUGUAUGUGUGUAUAUACAUUGGACAUAUAAUCAUGGUCUUUACAUAUAAGGAAACUCUUUGUUGUUUAAAAAUAGAAUUAUUAAUGGAUGUUGGAAUUCAGCUAGUAUUAAUCAUUUUAUUAUCCUUCAUGUGAACUUGUUCUUGGCAAAGUUAAUGUUGAAACCUCUCUCCUCUAAGAAAUAUCAAUUUAAAACAAGAUGUGCAUUACACACUCAGAUACCAAGAAGUGCAUUUCUAGAAUAGUAUGUACCAGUCUAGUCUACCAGCACUGCUUUGUUUUUCUUUUAAGAGUAACCUUGUCCUCUUUGUUUAGAUAAAUUAAUAUGGACAUAUUUUAAAAAAAUGCAGACCACUUUGACAGAAGUAUGCUUGCAUGCUAGCAUGGGAAGUAAACAAGUACACAAAUUUUAAAAAAGGAAGUCCCCAGCUUCACGCCUCCAAGUAUCUGAGAAGAAGUGAGCUUGUCUUUUGCUUCUUCUUUCAGGGGCCAUAACCAAACACUGAUCCAGGCCUGAUGCUCUGGGUGGUAUAGGGUGAGGGAUUUCUAUUGUCAAAAAAAAAGGUGGAAGGGGAACUGAAGAGCGUGACAAGAAGUGAUGGGUAAAGGACAUUGUAGAAUUUGGCAAAAUGUGAGCACUGCUUUUGCUUAAUAGCCGGUAAUCUACAUGAGGGUUUUUAAGCUACAGCAUUCCUUCCUCUGACCACAGUCUUAAAGAUUUCAAGUAAAAGUUCAAUCAACUAAAAUGUGCACUGCUAAAAUAGUAAUGAUAAAAGGCCUAAAAAAUAAAAAUAGCUCCAAUAUUUGAGUAUGUCCUACACUAGCUACAAUUUUCCUGUGAGAAGAAUAAGUCUUCUCCUCUGGCAGUAAUUAGCAUAUAAAUGAAGAUAAAUUAGUAAUCCCCCACUAUUGGAAACCUCUGGAAGUUCCAAAGAUAUGUUAUCCUGAAAAUAAAGUUCCCAGAUUUAGCUAAUAAAAAUACAGAUGCACAGCUAAAUUCUAAUAGAUAAGCAAUCAGUAGUUCUUAGCAUGAGUAUGUUCCAUGCACUAAAAUACAUCUUGCAUUUUAUAUAGCAAUGCUACCCUGAAAACUUUGAAAAAACAUGUAAAAAAAUAUAUAUAUAUAAGAUUCCCAACAUAAAUUAAUUUAUUGGUAGGUCUUUCGCUUAAGGGAAGCUUUUUUGUACAAAGAGGGAAAAAAGCUAUUAACUUUCAGAAUCUGAUCUUUGGAAAGGUUUGUUUUGCUGAUUAAAACUUUUUUAAUAUAAUGCUCCUCUCAUACUUUGCUUACUGCCUCUAUUCCAAGCUAAAGUAGUUUACUAAUUUGACUUUAAACUGAAUCGGCCAAUAGAGUUAAGAAAACAAGUACAUCAAUUUUAUGGUAUUUUUCCAGUGUCUUUGGUACUUUCCUUCAUCACCGGAGUGGUGAGUUAGAGCACUGGAAUGGAGAGUUGUGUCUCUGCUCUUUAAUUAAAUUGUGUGUCUCAGUGACUUCUUGUGCUCCAGUCACCGUGGUAACCUCUCCUAACAUACUUUUGGGGGUAAAAAGAGCAGUGCCUGGAUUUCCAGAGCUUGGUUACACAUGUCCCUGUAUGCUUAAUAGUGUCUGCUCCGUUCAAGCAAAAUGUGAUCCCCAUGAAAUGAGUGAUGAGUUGAGCCUCCGUUGUACUUCCCUCCUGUGUUUUGCCAGUAAAUGCAUACAGUAAGUGUUCAAUAAAUGUAGUGACUACUGUCACUCCUCCUGUG
Molecule: messenger RNA, 4242 nt
Organism: Marmota monax (woodchuck)
Lineage: Eukaryota; Metazoa; Chordata; Mammalia; Rodentia; Sciuridae
Gene: Cckar
Product: cholecystokinin A receptor
Exons: 5
Coding region: 230-1519 (429 amino acids)
Biological process (GO): neuropeptide signaling pathway
Cellular component (GO): membrane
Molecular function (GO): neuropeptide receptor activity; cholecystokinin receptor activity
Source: RefSeq, a predicted model, not a curated record